GUUACUGUUAGAAACCAAGUAAACGAUCACAUCAAAUAGGAAAAAUAAUGUUGGGAGAAGAAAAUCCAGCAAAAGCCAGAGUUGCAUUUGGAGCUACAGGAGAUAGAGAAGUAUUUCCUACUCACGUACCUCAUAACAAAAUAGGAGCGGAAUUAAAUCCAAUAAGAGGAUGUCCAGAGAUCGGUCCGGGAACAUACGAAAAUGAAAAGCAAACAAAUUUUCAAUACGAAAUAGAUAACUUUAUAACAAGUAAAGAAGGUUAUUCAUUAGGAGCUAGAACCGCAAACCGAUUUCCCAAGACUCAUAAGUCAGAUGCUCCGGCACCUACAGCAUAUCAGAGUGAUAAUACAUCAUUAAGAACAUUUGAAACCGCCUACAAACCAUUCUGCGCUGCUUCGAAACGUUUCAAAGACGAUAGUUCGGAUGAAAAGCCCUCACCUGGAGCUUACGAACACGAAUUAAAAUUGAAUCGUAAAGUUGAAUGGCAUCAAUCUUUCGGAUCUGCACCAAUCAACCUCCCCUCUGCCAGUAAACACAGUACAAUUGGAAAAAACACUGAUAAACUUAAAAGUACAAAAGAAGAGAAGAAAUUUCAAAGGAAUUUGGCAUAUCUUAAAUUGUAUUAUUAA
Messenger RNA from Dimorphilus gyrociliatus, 629 nucleotides. The record is from the annotation of a GenBank genome assembly. Lineage: Eukaryota; Metazoa; Annelida; Polychaeta; Dinophilidae.